Messenger RNA from Sander lucioperca (pikeperch), 2686 nucleotides. RefSeq names its product activin receptor type-1C. Bases 184 to 1665 code for a protein of 493 amino acids. The record is from RefSeq and is a predicted model, not a curated record. Gene Ontology annotation, biological process: protein phosphorylation; cellular response to growth factor stimulus; activin receptor signaling pathway. Gene Ontology annotation, cellular component: activin receptor complex; plasma membrane. The transcript is spliced from 9 exons. Gene Ontology annotation, molecular function: ATP binding; activin receptor activity, type I. Lineage: Eukaryota; Metazoa; Chordata; Actinopteri; Perciformes; Percidae.
UUUCAGUCAACAGAGGCGGAGCAAACCUCUCACUGCGUAAAGUUUCCUUCCCGCAUUUGCUGUGCGAGGCAUUUGUGCGGGGUGCAUGGCCGACUGACUUUACCGCGAUGGAUAAUGUUGUGUUUUUCUGUAGAGUAGCUGUGUAAACGGUGCGACGGAGACGGAGCAGAUGCGGCUCUUGCCAUGAUUCGUCCCGGGAAGCAGAGCUUUCAAGCGGCGUUGAUCUUUCUGUCUGUCGCCCAGCUGACUGCAGGUCUGAGGUGUGUUUGCCAGCUUUGUGCCAACCACACCUGUGAGACGACCGCAGACGGCGCCUGCUGGAACUCUGUGAUGCUGAUUGACGGGAAGGAGGAGACGGACAAGUCCUGCCUGUCGCCCUCUAAAUUGAAGGGCCAGGUCUUUUGCUACAGCUCCCGAAACGUCUCCAAGAGGAACUGCUGCUUCACUGACUUCUGCAACAAUGAGACUCUGCACUUACACCCAGAAAGGCCUUUGGAAGAGCCUGGCUGGAGCAGGCUGCAGCUCACUGUGUUGAUCCUGGUUCCCUCCUGCCUGUUGUGUGUGGGGAUCCUGCUCGGUGUGUUCGUUGUGCAGGGCCACCGCUGUGCCUACAGUAGAGCCCGCAAGCAGGACCAAGAGGAGCCUCUGGAUGACCAGAUGCUAAUGUCCACCGACAAAAGUCUUAAAGACCUCAUCUAUGACAUGAGCACCUCAGGCUCUGGAUCAGGUCUGCCACUGCUGGUCCAGCGAACUAUAGCUCGGACCAUUGUCCUGCAGGAGACCAUUGGGAAGGGUCGGUUUGGUGAAGUGUGGCGGGGAAAGUGGCGAGGAGAAGAUGUGGCGGUGAAGAUCUUCUCCUCCAGGGACGAGAGAUCGUGGUUUCGUGAAGCAGAGAUUUAUCAGACAAUCAUGCUCAGACAUGAGAACAUCUUGGGCUUCAUUGCUGCUGACAACAAAGAUAACGGCUCGUGGACCCAGCUCUGGUUGGUGUCAGAGUACCAUGAGCAUGGCUCUCUGUAUGACUACCUGAACAGGUACACAGUCUCCUUGGAAGGCAUGAUCGUCCUUGCUCUGUCCGUAGCUAGUGGGCUGGCGCAUCUCCACAUGGAAAUCAUUGGAACACAGGGGAAACCUGCCAUUGCUCACAGGGAUCUAAAGUCUAAAAAUGUCCUGGUAAAGAAGAACGGCACGGCAGUCAUUGCGGAUUUGGGCUUGGCUGUGAAACACGACUCAAGCACCAACUCCAUUGACAUGCCGUCCAACCACAGAGUGGGAACCAAGCGGUACAUGGCCCCAGAAAUCCUGGAUGAGACAAUCAAUAUAACUAGCUUUGAGUCAUUCAAGAGGGCGGAUAUCUACUCACUAGGUCUGGUGUUCUGGGAACUGGCCAGAAGAUGCUCUGUUAGAGGACUUCAUGAAGAUUUCCAGCUGCCUUAUUACGACCUGGUGCCUUCUGAUCCGACCAUCGAGGACAUGAGGAAGGUGGUGUGUGAGCAGAAACUCAGACCCAACGUUCCCAACCAGUGGCAGAGCUGUGAGGCUCUGCGUGUGAUGGGCAAACUGAUGAGAGAGUGCUGGCAUGCCAACCCUGCUGCUCGACUCACUGCUCUGCGGGUCAAGAAAACGGUGUCUCAGCUGUCUGCCAUCAAGGAUGUCAAAGAUUAGUUAGAUUUGUUGCCCUGCAGAUCAGCACUGGUGCAACGUGAUGGACUGAGAGUUGUUGAAAGCAACAACUGGGAGAAACUGUUCUCUCUAACGUCCUGAGGCUGCCCUCUUCAGGACACAACAACACUGUUCACCCUCAGAGAGCAACUUCAGGUUGUUUUUGGUGCCAAAGUAUUGUAGGGCGUGUCUGUGGCUGCUUUGCACAUAGACACCUAGUUAAAAACAAAAUUGAACCAAACUGCUGAACUUUUGGUCAGAAGAGCCAUAUGAAAUAAGAAUAUGUCUUAUAUAUACAGAUUAUUUUGCUACCUCAGACAUUUAAGUGCCCAAAGCUUGAAGUUGCACAUUAUGAUGUUUUUGUGCCAUAUCUUGUAUCAAAUACAGUAUUGCUGAGUAGUUGGUGUGCUAACUGACAAUCACAAAUUAUACUGGAUAAAACACCCUGACUGGUUCUGACUGGUUUUAAAUGCCACACUUACAUACUGUCCCCAAUUUUUAAAGUGUUUGUAGUGUACACUUAACAGGAAUACAACUAAAUAUAAGCUAUAUACAUCCAAGUUAGUUUUCAGUGUGAUUUAGUUCUGACUAGUGAUUUUUAACCACCAUGGCUCCAUGGAUGGCAAUGACAGUUUGUCCAUUGGAUCUGUUGAUCCAAAUACCUCGACAUGUAUUGAAUGCAUCACAAUGACAUUCCUGGUCCCCAGAGGAUGAACCCCCCUGAUCCCCUGACUUUAAGUAUAACUAAAGGCUGAGUCUCAGUUUAGUUGAGCUGAAACUAAUAAGAAUGACCCUAAAAUCAUUAGUGGUUUGGAUUUAGUUAAAAAAACGUAUCGAUUUCUCUGGCGCCACCCUCAGACAAAACUUUAAAUAUUUGGAUUGACUAGUGGUAAGAAUUACAUUUUAAAUUAUAAAGCAGUCUCCAUAUUUGAACAGCCUCAUGGGAUCAGUAGAGUGGCUAUAGACAUUUUCUUUGUCUUGUCCUUUACAGAAAGAGAAGUACAACUAUAAGCUCCUGCUAUAC